Exophiala aquamarina CBS 119918 is the source of this 1041-nucleotide messenger RNA. RefSeq lists its product as uncharacterized. Gene Ontology annotation, molecular function: ATP hydrolysis activity; nicotinamide-nucleotide adenylyltransferase activity. The transcript has a single exon. Bases 1 to 1041 code for a protein of 346 amino acids. Lineage: Eukaryota; Fungi; Ascomycota; Eurotiomycetes; Chaetothyriales; Herpotrichiellaceae. The record is from RefSeq and is a predicted model, not a curated record. Gene Ontology annotation, cellular component: cytoplasm; nucleus.
AUGCCAACCGACAAACAGAAAAUGCAGUCUCUCCAGGCGCUCCGUUCACAAUUCUCACAGGCCCUCAAAGAAUUGGCAUCGUCAACAUCGUCAUUUCGCAUUCUUCAAAGCAUUCCAAGCUCCCAUCCGCCUUCAUCGUCACUGGUCAGCACGCUCUUCGUCCUGGACUCAAGUUUCAACCCUCCGUCAAAGGCACAUUCUAGGCUGGUCAAGUCAGCCUUGUCAACAACACGGCGACCCACUCCUGAAGAGUCACCAGCACCAGCACUCGCAACAGGGACGGCGUCGAGUCAUGCACCACCACCGCCGCCACUCACAACAAGGGUGCUAUUUCUCUUGGCCACCGUCAACGCGGACAAGAAGCCUAAACCGGCAGACUUCGAAGACCGACUAGUCAUGAUGACUCUCAUGGCGGAGGAGCUUCGAGAGGAGAUCUCCAAUCAGAUAUCGCCAUCAUCGUCACAACCACAGCCACAACAACCGGCCCCGGUAAUCGACAUUGGAAUCACCAAGGAGCCGUACUUCAUAGAUAAAGCGACGAGCAUCGCAGAAAGCAAUCUCUACACUACUUCUUCCUCUUCCAACCACCUCCAGGAUGACGCCGACGCCGACGUCGUGGAACAGGUCCACAUCACGGGGUUCGACACACUGACCCGGAUCUUCACGUCUCGAUACUACCCGAAGCACGACCCGCCACUGUCCGCAUUAGAACCGUUCCUGUCGCGCCACCGCAUCCACGCCACCGUCCGAGUCGAGUCGAGUUCCGCGAACGACGAUGAUCUGGAGUCCGAGUUUGGCACCGUCGAGAAGCAGAAGGGUUAUUGGGAACGACUUGCACGAGGUGCGUUGGAGGAUGAGGGGCUGAAGAGGGAAUGGAUGGACCAGGUCCAGCUGGUGGUGGACGAGAGUGGAGAGGCCGACGGCGUCAGCUCGACGAGUGCGAGGGAAUGUGUUAAGGGGGGCCAGAUUGAGAGGCUGGGGCGUUAUGUGGGUGAGGGUGUGAAGGAGUGGAUCCUGGAGAGAGGGCUGUAUCGCUCGUGA